GCGGCUUCCCCUCUAGCGGCAUCCACCAUAGAAACGCGUCUUCCGUCACCGAAAUUCGCAGCUCCUUAAAUGAAUACCAGAACCGGCGGCGGCUCUGCAAUUAAAGUCACUGUUUUUAGUAGGUGGAGAAGUACAAAUGUCUUCCAGUUUUGGCUGUACGGCGAAACACUAAUGGGAUGUAGCUGAAGAGAUGGAGUAUGAUGAGAGGCUUGCCCGCUUUCGCCAAGGCCACCUCAACCCCUUCGACAGAGGAGAGGAGGGUGGUGCCAGAGAGGAUAAGGAUCCUCCUCUACCUGAGGUGAAGCCAGGCCUGUUUUCCUCCGAGGCGAAGAGCCAAAGCUCGGACCGGACCAUGGACCUGGGUCUGGCUGAGGACCACUUCUCCCGGCCUGUCGACUCUUUUGUGGCGUCCGAUAUCGAGCAGCUGAAGCAGGCGAUCGAAGAGUGUAAGCGGCUGAUUCUGGAGCUGCCCGAGCACUCAGAAAAGCAGAAGGACACAGUGGUUAAACUCAUCCACCUUCGCCUCAAGCUGCAAGAGCUGAAGGACCCUGAGGAGGAUGAACCCAACCUCAGAAUUCUGCUGGAACACCGUUUCUCCAAGGAGAAGAGCAAGAGUGUAAAGCAGACCUGUGACAAGUGCAGUGCCAUUAUCUGGGGCCUCAUUCAGACCUGGUAUACCUGUACAGGCUGUUACUACCGUUGCCAUAGCAAGUGCAUGAACCUCAUCACUAAGCCGUGUGUGAGGUCCAAGGUCAGCCAUCAGUCUGAGUAUGAGCUGAACAUCUGCCCUGAGACGGGGCUGGACAAACAGGAUUACAGGUGUGCGGAGUGUCGGACGCCUGUGUCACUGAGGGGCGUACCCAGUGAGGCUCGACAGUGUGACUAUACGGGUCAGUACUACUGCAGCAGCUGUCACUGGAAUGACACAGGCAUCAUCCCUGCGCGUGUCAUCCACAACUGGGAGUUUGAGCCACGCAAGGUGUGCCGCUCAUCAAUGCGCUACCUAACCCUCAUGAUCUCCAGGCCAGUCCUGAAGCUACGUGAAAUAAACCCCCUGCUCUUCAACUUUGUGGAGGAACUAGUGGAGAUCAGGAAACUACGGCAGGACAUCCUGUUGAUGAAGCCCUAUUUUAUCACAUGCAAGGAGGCCAUGGAGGCCAGACUGCUACUGCAGCUUCAAGACCGGCAGCACUUUGUGGAGAACGACGACAUGUACUCCCUGCAGGACCUCAUCGACAUCUCCAGCGGCCGGCUAAGCUGCUCCCUCACUGAGAUCCACACCACCUUCGCUAAGCACAUCAAACUGGACUGCGAGAGAUGCCAGGCCAAGGGUUUCGUGUGUGAGCUUUGCAAGGAGGGAGAUGUGCUCUUUCCUUUCGACAGCCACACGUCGGUGUGCCACGACUGCUCUGCGGUAUUCCACAGGGAUUGUUACUAUGACAACUCCACUACAUGCCCACGAUGCACUAGAAUGACGGAGCGCAAACAAGACCUGCCGGACGAGCAGGACGUCGGCUCUUAAACCCGAGUCUGACUGUCAGACAGCGAAGGGCAUUGGAUUCCACUGGUGGCCGGUGUAAGGUGCCUUUUGAGAUUGGUAUGCCACAAAUAGCAUGAGCCCAGUUUUCAUCCAUGUCUUUCCAUUCCUUGGUUGGUCGGCGCGGGUGUUUACAGCGGUGUUGCGCUCCAUGCGCAGCAUCUGACAGCAGCACAGGAUGGAAGAGGGAAGCUGUUAAGCACUAAACAAGUGUCCCCAUUUGCGUAGCAAACACACUGUGAACAGGGCCACAUUAGACACUCUGCUCUGUGCAUGUUGUGUUGCUGUUCUGAUUGUAUACGUACAGCUUUUAUCUGUGCUGGGGUUAUAACUGUGGUUAUUGUUUACUGCAAAGUCAAAUACUUGCAUCCUAAUUAAACUGUUGUACAGUAACAAUUAAAUAUUAUGUUCUGUUCAGCUGGUAACAUAUAGCCCAUAUUCUGAAGCCAUUUCAUAACACUAAAAUAGCAGGAAUUAACACUGUGUUUUGUCUAAAGGUAAUUACAUUACUGUUUUGUUUUCUGAAGUAUUGGUCUCUGUGGGGUGCAACGCCAACCAGUUAUAACUAGUUAGCGACAUACAAAGUUUUGUGCCGUACCACGUAAUGCCUGGGAUUAGAGCUGUGCAGAUGCGUUGUGCUCUCGUGGUGUACAAGUGUGAUGAUUCACAUUAGUGAGGAAGUUAAAAAUAUUAAAGCAGUAUAUAAAAAGGAAUAUACAGCAGCCUCCAGUGAAAAGAUUCCUGACUGUAACCGAAGUUUACAAUCCCUCAUUCUGCUAAGAGGUCUCAUUAUGAAUGUGGUAUGUGUGUCUAUGCGUCUUAAAGUGUACAUUAUCAAUAUUAACAAUCGUGAUUUGAACCUUUAUUGUGAGCCUGCAUGCUUCGUGGAAGUAAAGCACAUUCAAUGGGGUAAAAUCGCAGCUUAUUUAUGUCUUCACAUGAUGCAUAAGUCCAUUUUUUAUAAACCCGGCAACAGUAAGAGACAUUGUAUCAAAUAUUACUUAAUGAUUUUACAUAUUUGCUGAGUUGUUUCAGCCUCCUUUUGAAAUGAUAAACCUACAUAUUUUAAAAGGAUCAGUCUUACAGGUCUGUUGGUGUUUUCGGUAAUUGAAACAUUCUGCAGUAAAUAUGUACAGUUAAUUUAUUAAUGUAUGUAAAUAUUAUGCAUGAAUAAAAUUCUAAUAAUAUGUUAUA
This is a messenger RNA of Paramormyrops kingsleyae, 2731 nucleotides long. RefSeq names its product differentially expressed in FDCP 8 homolog (gene def8). The record is from RefSeq and is a predicted model, not a curated record. NCBI's taxonomy places the organism in Eukaryota, Metazoa, Chordata, Actinopteri, Osteoglossiformes, Mormyridae.